UUUCCUAUAAAUAGUGUUAGAGGUUUCAUAACCUUUCAUCACCACAAAAAUAACAAACACAAAUAAUUAAUAAGAUUUUUGUGAAACCAUCUUUGGCCAAUUCAAGAUAUGAAGUCUGCAAUCAUCUUUGCCCUUUUGGGAGUCCUUUGGUGCUUUGCAAGUACAAUAGAUUCUACAAGAAACUAUGUGAAUCUUGAAGAAACGGAGAAAUUUCUAGAAGAACCAAAACCAAGUGGAAACUUAUUUUUUUAUCGAUACAACAAGCAGACUGAUCAGAAACAAGAAGAACCAAAACCAAGUAGAAACUUAUUUUUUUAUCAAUACAACAAGCAGACUGAUCAAAAACAAGAAGAACCAAAACCAAGUGAAAACUUUUUGAAUGGUUACAAGAAACAGAAUGAUCAGAUAAAUGAAGAAUCAAAACCAAGUGGAAACAUUCUUUUCUACACUUACAAGAAGCAGAGUGAUCAGAUAAACGACAAACCAAAACCAAGUGAAAACUUUUUGAAUGGUCACAAGGAACAGACUGAUCAGAUAAAUGAAGAAUCAAAACCAAGUGGAAACAUUCUUUUCUACACUUACAAGAAGCAGAGUGAUCAGAUAAACGACGAACCAAAACCAAGUGAAAACUUUUUGAAUGGUCACAAGGAACAGACUGAUCAGAUAAAUGAAGAAUCAAAACCAAGUGGAAACAUUCUUUUCUACACUUACAAGAAGCAGAGUGAUCAGAUAAACGACGAACCAAAACCAAGUGAAAACUUUUUGAAUGGUCACAAGGAACAGACUGAUCAAAUAAAUGAAGAAUCAAAACCAAGUGGAAACAUUCUUUUCUACACUUACAAGAAGCAGAGUGAUCAGAUAAACGACGAACCAAAACCAAGUGAAAACUUUUGAAUGGUCACAAGGAACAGAUCGAUCGAUAAAUGAAGAAUCAAAACCAAGUGGAAACAUUCUUUUCUACACUUACAAGAAGCGAGUGAUCAGAUAAACGACGAACCAAAACCAAGUGAAAACUUUUUGAAUGGUCACAAGGAACAGACUGAUCAGAUAAAUGAAGAAUCAAAACCAAGUGGAAACAUUCUUUUCUACACUUACAAGAAGCAGAGUGAUCAGAUAAACGACGAACCAAAACCAAGUGAAAACUUUUUGAAUGGUCACAAGGAACAGACUGAUCAGAUAAAUGAAGAAUCAAAACCAAGUGGAAACUUUCUUUUCUACAGUUACAAGAAGCAAAAUGAUGAGAUAAAGGAUGUAUCAAAAUUGAAGGACGAAAAAGCUGAUUCUAGAGUUUCCUCUUUUGGAGUGGUUAAAACAUCCACUAUUAAGGACUCAGGCCAUGCCGAGGCCUAGCUAGUGCUGCAAUCAUGAAAGCUUAUUAGUCAUGUUAAAUUAAUGUUUUAUUUCCAAUCCAAUAAGGCAGUAUAUCUAUGUAUGUCUUACUGCUGAGCUGAAAUAAUAAAAAUAUAUAUCAUAUAUGUUUUCUUUAA
Molecule: messenger RNA, 1487 nt
Organism: Cannabis sativa
Lineage: Eukaryota; Viridiplantae; Streptophyta; Magnoliopsida; Rosales; Cannabaceae
Exons: 2
Coding region: 109-894 (261 amino acids)
Source: RefSeq, a predicted model, not a curated record